Molecule: messenger RNA, 3485 nt
Organism: Odontomachus brunneus
Lineage: Eukaryota; Metazoa; Arthropoda; Insecta; Hymenoptera; Formicidae
Product: probable cytochrome P450 6a13
Exons: 2
Coding region: 918-2435 (505 amino acids)
Molecular function (GO): heme binding; iron ion binding; oxidoreductase activity, acting on paired donors, with incorporation or reduction of molecular oxygen
Source: RefSeq, a predicted model, not a curated record
GUUCAUUCCACGCGCAAAAGCCGACGGGCGAGCAUCGAAAGCUGGAGUUCGGCAAGGUGGAAAAGAUGGAAAUAGAACUGAAAGUUCUGUUCGCCAAGUACACGGUACAGAUGGUAGCGAACGCUGGUUUUGAUGUGAACGGAUUGUGUUUCGACGAUGAGGAACACGAGGAAUCCUUCGACGCAAUAAGCAAAUCUUUCCUCGACUCGUCUCUUCUAAACAACGUUAUCUUCAACCUUGUGUUUCUAAUAUCUUGCCUGGGCAAAGUUCUCAGGAUAAGAACCUUGCCAAAAAGUAAAGCUCGUGCAAUCUUUUGAUCAAAAUAUAUUGCACAUAAGAUUUAAUUAAUAUUGAAAGUAAUUUUUUAAACAUAACGACUUUCGUUUUAUAAGUGUUCAUAGAAUGAUAGUAGGCCAUCUUACUCAAAAUAUUGAAUGAGAGACGACUAUAAUAUUUAUAAACAAGUAGUGAAAAUGAAAAUAAAAAAUACAUAUUACAAUUUACAUAACUUCUUUAUAUAUCUAACGUAUAUUUGAUUGCGAUAGUUUAUCUGCAAUUUAUUCAACGUUACAGCAAGUUUUAGUGGAUACAUGAAAAAUUUGACAGGUAGUCGAAAAUAAACAUAUAAUAUAACAUAUAACAUAUAAUAUAAUAUAAUAUUCAUAAUCUUGCUAUUUCAAAAAAUGUACGCACAUAUAUUACGAUAAGUAUCGAUUAAUUUUGUAACCGGUUACGCAAACGCAAUAUCAUGCAAUUAUUAGAAAAUUACAGCCUACGGCCAUCUUUCCGGUAUGGACAUAAUACCCGAGUUUACCGUAAUUGCAUAUUACCGCUAUUCGUGAAAGAUAGAUCACAGAUGAAACAGCCGCUCGACGCUGGAUCAUUCAGUUUCAAGUGUCUAUUGAAAGAGGAAAGAGAUGGCUACCGCGCUCAUAUCUUUAAUUCUUGGAGCAAUAAUAGUUCUCUAUCUCUACCUAACAAAAAACUUAAAAUACUGGCAAAAACGAGGAGUUCCUUGCCUGAAUGGUGCUCUACCGGGAAUUGGCAAUAUGUGGGAUUUUCUCUCUAUGAAGGAAACCUACCCCGAAUGGUGUCGCAAAAUUUACUGUGAUAACAAAAGUCAUAGUAUGGUCGGUUUCUACAAGCUUACGAAGCCCACAUUGAUGAUCCGCGAGGCGGAGCUGGUAAAAACAAUACUACAAACAAACUUCACAAAUUUCCACAUCAAUGGACUCACGGUCUACCCUGAGUUGGACCCCCUUCUGUCGAACAAUCCUUUUUUUUCAUACGGAGAUAAGUGGAUGACUACACGAAAGCGGCUGACCUACGCAUUCUCCGGCAUGCGAUUGAAGAUUAUACUCGAAAGUGUUAAGCAAGUAUGUGAAGAAUUCGAGAAUUACUUAGAUAAAAAACUGAACAAGGUGGAAAAGAUGGAAAUAGAAUUGAAGGAUCUGUUCGCCAAAUACACCGCGCAGGUGGUAGCGAACGCUGGCUUUGGUGUGAACGGAUUGUGUUUCGAAGAUGAGGAACACGAGGAGUCCUUCGACGCAAUAGGCAAAUCUUUCCUCGACCCGUCUCUUUUAAACAACGUUAUCUUUAACCUUGUGUUUCUAAUACCUUGGUUAGGCAAAGUUCUCAGGAUGAGAACCUUGCCAAAAAAAGUGGACCGUUUCUUCAGAACGUUGAUCAAGGAUAUCAUGGAGCAAAGAAGAACGAGCGAAACGCGGAGAAAUGACUUCCUCCAAUUAAUGGUCGAAUUGGAGCAUAUGGAAAAUGAUAAGGUCGACGAGAAGAAAUUAGAAAUCCUGGCGUCCCACGCGGUGUCAUUCUUCGUCGACGGUUACGAGACUUCCAGCACGAAUUUAAGCUUUAUUGGAUUUCACUUAGCUGCUUACCCAGAAGUGCAGAAAAAAUUACGCGAGGAGAUAAGAACUGUGCUGUCCAAGCACAAAGGCAUCCUCACAUUUGAAGCCUUGAAAGAAAUGACCUACAUGGAUCAAGUAAUAAGCGAGUCACAGAGAGUCGUACCUACGUUAACAUAUUUUACCAGAAUCUGUACGAACGCGAUUGAUUUGAAAGGAUCUGACGGUGUGGUUUGUUCUGUGGAGCCUGGGACAGACAUUGUGAUAUCCGUUCAUGGUUUGCAAAAUGAUUCUAGAUAUUGGGAAAACCCGGAUGUGUUUGAUCCUGAAAGAUUCAGUCCGGACAAAAAACACAAUAUCGAAAAAUUCGCCUUUCUUCCCUUCGGCGAGGGACCACGAAUGUGCGUGGGAAUGAGGAUGGCUCUGCUGCAAAUGAAGGCAUGUCUCGCUGUAAUCUUGAGAAAAUACAGCUUGGAACUUUCUCCGAAGAUGCAGUUGCCCUUGAAGUUGAGGGCAGCAAGUUUCCUGAACGCGGCAGAAGGUGGUGUUUGGGCCUUUAUCCAACCGAUUUAAUUGCAUGUGUUUUUAAUCUCCUGUAAUUUGUUGUAGCGACUUUAUUUGUUAUCAGCGAAAAUAUUUCUUACCUAUAAUGAGAUCUUUUAAUAUAUCUUGCAUAUUAUUUAUAUUGUAUCAAAUAUCUUUUUAUAAUAUCAUUUACUUCUUUUAUCUUUGGUUAUAAUCCCUUUAAGAUGUUAUGAUAAUUUGUUGUGUUCGCUGAGUUACUUUUAUUCCUUUUUAUACUUUUAUCGUUUUAUAUUAUCGAUUUAAUAUUUUUCGGAUAAUUAUUCCGCUUGUAUAUAAAUAUAUUCGAAAAAAUGUGAAAAUUAUAAUCCCUUCUUUUAAUUGCACAAUGUUCUGUUUUGUAUAGUUACAAAGAAUAUUUUUCAUUUUUUAUCUGUAUUUCUUAUUAUUUGAUCAGGUCAAAUAUGUAGGAUAUCCGGUAACUUACAAAGGAUUAGAGAUAUACAAGAUUAGGUCAAAACAUAACAUUGCUCUGAACAAAAUAUUCCUCUACCAUUUAGCGUACAAUUACAUAAAAUUUUGAUUAAUUAAUUUUAAAAUUUUUCCAAGAAUUUUAAAAUUAAUCCCAGAAGAUUCGUGAAUUAUCACGCGCCAUACGGUAAAUGAGUUGUGAUGGCGAUGUUUACCGCCGUAUUCUUGUAUGUUAGGUCAAACUGAACAAAAAAAUUCUCUACCAUUUUCCAAAUGACCACAUAGAUGUUUAGUUAUUAAUUCUUGAAUUAAUAAGUUUUUUACGUGGUUGUUCGCAAAAUAGAGGAAUUUUUUAUUUAGUUUGACUUAACUUAUCUACCUGUAUAACGCAGCUCCUCUGUAAAUUACCAGACAGCCUGUAUACGCAACAAAAAGACGUAUCACAUUAAAAUAGCGUCAUUGUUUUAAAGUAAUGACAUCUCAUGUCAUUUACGAAGACAAUAUAUGUCUCAUAUUCAAUCGCGUGAUGUAAGUUAUACUUUACGUGAUGCUUUUAAUAGUAUCGUAAUAACAAUUUCAUUAAACGAUGUCAUACAUAAAUAAAAAUACAUAUUUUUUAUUUUCAAACAA